GUACUUUCGGUUCAUAUCAGAUUAUGAUGAGCUCUCAGGCUGGAUAGAUGAAAAGACAGCUCUGAUCAAUGCUGAUAAAUUGCCAGAAGAUGUGGCCGGUGGGGAAGCUCUACUGGACAGGCACCAGCAGCAUAAGGAUGGACCUCCAAGUGGCACAGAACACACACCAGAUGAAGGGCAGGACAGAACUUCAAGUGGACCAGAAAGUGCACUAGAAAAAGGACAGGUCAGUCCCGAUUUUCUGAAUCAGGCAGACAACUCCAGUGCUUCGGACGGAUCUUCACCCAGUCCAAAACGUGCACCAGAUGAAGGACAGGAAACUAUGCACUUCAAGGAACGGACACUUGAUGAAAGAAGGGUAGAGCAGAGAAACACCAUUGUUGUUCAGUACAGGUUGAUCUAUCAGGAUAUUAAGGGAAAACAUCAGAAGCAUAAAGCUUUUGAAGAGGAAAUACAAGCCAAAGAAAGUGACCUUCUUGAACUGGAAGAGACCAGGGAAGCCCGAUUAAAUGAAGAUCAUUUUGCCCAUGAAGAUACUAAGACCCAUCUGGAAGAACUACGCAGACUGUGGGACCUGCUGCUGGAGCUGACCAAGGAGAAGAGUGACUGGCUAUGGCAGAACCUGAAGUUCUAUCAGUACUUCCUGGAGUGUGGUGAUAUCUUGGAAUGGAUUGAAGAGAAGAAAUCUAUUGUGACAUCUACAGAGCUGGGUGAGGCCUGGGAGCGCACAGAAUUUUUGCAUAAGAAGUUUGAAGAGUUUCAGGAGGAACUGUCAGCUCGAAAGAGGAGAGUGGAUGAAGUGAACAAAUAUGCCAAUGAGUGUGCUGAGGAGAACCAUCCAGAGCUGCUCGUGAUAAAGCUAGAGCAGGAUGAGGUCAAUGCUGCUUGGAAGGAUCUCUCUAACCUGGCUUCCCAGAGAAGGGAAACUUUGUCCGGUGCUGCAGAUCUCCAGAGAUUCAAAAGGGAUGUGACGGAAGCCAUCCAGUGGAUCAAAGAGAAGGAGCCUCUUCUCAUCUCUGAAGACUAUGGCAAAGACCUUGUUAGCUCUGAGGCCCUGUUUCACAGUCACAAGGGACUGGAAAGGAGCCUUGCAGUCAUGGAUGACAAGAUUGACUCUUACGAUGAACGGUUUCAAUCUGCUGAUGAGAUUGGUCAAGAACUACAGGACAGCGAGCACGAAGCCUCUGAAGAAAUUAAGGAAAAGAUGAAGACGCUUGCCGACAACUGGGUCGCCCUGCGUGCACUGUGGGAGGAGCGUCAGCAACAGUAUCAGCAGUGCUUGGACUUUCACCUCUUCUGCCGAGACCGUGAGCAAGUGGACAGUUGGAUGAGCAGGCAAGAGGCCUUCCUGGAAAAUGAAGACUUAGGAAAUUCAGUGGAAUUAGAAGCCCUGCUUCAGAAGCAUGAUGACUUUGAGGAAGCCUUUACUGCCCAGGAAGAGAAGAUCAUAUGUGGAGCACAAGAUGCCCUGCGUGAAAGAGCUCAUACUAGACGGAAACUGCUGACAGAGUCCCUGUUCUUGCAACGUCUGUACCAGGACUCAGACUACUUAAAAAAUUGGAUCAAUAAGAAAAAAACGUUGGCAGAUGACAAAGAUUACAAGGAUAUACAGAACUUGAAAAGUCGGGUUCAAAAGCAGGAAGACUUUGAAAAGGAAUUGGCAGCUAAUGAGAUCAUACUUACAGACCUCAAAAGAACUGGCCAGAAGAUGGUGGAUGACGGCCACUAUGCUUCUAAGGAUGUGAAAGCUCGUGUCAGUGAGGUUGUAGGUCUCUGGGAGGAGCUGCUUGCCGCGACAAAGCAAAAAGGGACCCAGUUGCACGAAGCCAAUCAGCAGCUACGAUUUGAAAAUACCGCAGAAGACCUGGAGCGCUGGCUGGAUGAGGUGCAGAGUCAGGUCACCUCUGAGGACUAUGGAAGAGGCCUGGCUGAUGUGCAGAAUCUGCUCAGGAAGCACGGCCUGUUGGAGUCAGCUGUGAACACUCGCCAGGACCAAGUGGACACCCUCACAGAGAUGGCUGAGCAUUUUGAAGAAAUAAGCCACCCUGAUUCUAGGAAGAUGAGGGCAAGGCAGCAGUCUUUGGCAUCCAGGUUUGAAGCUCUAAAAGAACCACUGGCUUCGUGGAAGAAGAAGCUCAUUGAUCUCCUCCAUCUGCAGCAGAUCUGCAGAGACUCGGAAGAUGAGGAGGCCUGGAUCCAAGAGACUGAGCCCUCAGCAGCCUCCACCCACCUUGGGAAGGACUUGGUUGUAGCUAAGAAGCUUCUGAACAGGCACCAAGUGAUCCUGGCCGACAUUGCCAGCCAUGAGCCACACAUCCGAGUGAUAACAGAAGGGGGAAACACGAUGGUAGAGAAAGGACACUUUGCUGCAGAUGAUAUAGCUUCGAGGGUUCAGAGUCUGAACAAGAACAUGGAGUCUCUCUGUGCUCGAGCUAACAGGCGGCAGGAUGCUCUUGAGGCGAAUGUCGCUUUCCAGCAGUACCUGGCUGACCUGCAUGAAGCAGAAGCGUGGAUUAGAGAGAAGGAGCCGAUUGUGGACAACACUAACUAUGGGGCUGACGAAGAAGCAGCUGGGGCUCUUCUCAAGAAGCAUGAGGCCUUCCUGGCAGAUCUCGAUGUGUUUGGACACAGUAUGAAAGCACUACAGGAGCAAGCAGAAGCCUGCCGGCAACAACAGGCUGCACCUGUGGGUGAUGCUGCUCAAGAAGUGAGAAUUCUGGCUUUAUUUGACUUCCAGGCCAGGAGUCUGCGAGAAGUCACCAUGAAGAAGAAUGACAUCUUAACUCUGCUCAGUUCCAUCAACAAGGACUGGUGGAAGGUUGAAGCUGAUGAUCACCAGGGCUUUGUCCCCUCAAACCAUGUCAGGAAACUGGCCCCACAUGAGCUCCCGAUGCUCCCACAGAGGCGACGAGAAGAGCCACGCAACAUUGCCCAGCACCAGGAGCAGAUCGAGCAGUUAUACCACUCCCUCCUUGAUCGGGCUGAAGAACGCAGACGUGGGCUGCUGCAACGUUACAAUGAGUUUCGGUUGGCUUAUGAGGCGGGAGAUAUGCUCGAGUGGAUCCAAGAGAAAAAGGCAGAAAACACGGGUGUUCAAAUAGAUGAUGUCUGGGUGCUACAGAAAAAAUGUAAUGAGUUCCAAAAGGAUUUGAAGACCAAUAAGUCUCGACUGAAUGAAAUUAACAAGGUAGCUGACGAGCUGUUACUUGAAAAGCUUCUAACUCCAGAAGGUGCUCAUAUCCGUCAGGAAGUGAAUACUCGCUGGGACUCCCUGCAGAGGCUUGCAGAUGAGCAGCAGCAAAUGCUGAGCAGUGCCCAUGCCGUCGAGGUGUUCCACAGAGAAGCAGAUGAUAUGAAAGAGGAGAUUGAGAAGAAAUGCCAGGCCCUCAGGGUUGCAGACCCAGGCUUAGAUCUGCUCAGUGUUGAGGCCCUUCAGCGCCAGCAUGAGAUCUUUGAGAAAGACCUCAUCCCCCUGGGAGAGAAGGUCACCAAGUUGGGGGAGACAGCAGAGCGGCUCAGUGAGUCCCACCCAGAUGCCAUGGAGGACCUGCAGAGAAAGCAAAUAGAGCUGAACAAGGGCUGGGAAGACUUGCAGGAGCUUACAAAGGAUCGCAAGGAGGUCCUGAGUGAGGCCCACAGAUUCUAUCUGUUUCUCAGUAAGGCCAGUGACUUAGAAAACUGGAUGAAAGGCAUUGAUGGCACCGUGUCAUCAAAGAAGCUGGGCAGUGACUUAACUGCCAUUGAAAUCUUAUUAAAGCGACACCAGGAGCAUCAUAGGGAAAUGGAGGCAGAGACCCCUACCUUUCAGGCCUUAGAGGAGUUUGGCAGAGAACUCAUUGACAGUGGGCAUAGUAAUAGCCUUGAAAUUGAGAAGAAACUUCAAGCUGUCCAACAAAGCAGAGAGAAUUUGGAGAAAUCUUGGCAGGACCGUAAAAUGCUUCUAGACCAAUGCCUGCAAUUGCUGUUUUUCCAAGGGGACUGUGAGCAGGCUGAGAGCUGGAUGGUGGCACGUGAGAGUUCCCUGAGGUCAGAUGACAAGGAUUCCUUCAGUAGCCUAGAGGCCUUGAUGAAGAAACGAGAUAACUUGAGAACAGCAAUCUUUGCCCAGGAAGAAAAGAUCACCAACUUAAAGCAAUUUGCUGAUCGGCUUAUGUCUGAUGACCACUAUGCCAAGCAACAGAUUUCUACCUGCCUCCAAAAAGUGCUCGACAGAUGGAAUGCUCUUAAAGAACUGCUGAAUGCUGAGCGGGAAAAACUUGGGAAUCUGGCCGACCUAAAACAGUUCCUCCGAGAUGCUGAGGAGCUAAAAGAAUGGAUCCAGGAGAAGCUACCCACAGCCUUGGAUGAAACCUACAAAGACCCUAGCAACAUACAGAGGAAGUAUGUGAAACACAAGGCCUUUGAAAAUGAAGUCAGUGGUCGAGCUACAGAAGUAGAAGGGGUCCUGAACCUGGGCAAAACCCUCCUUGAGCGAAAAGCAUGCAAUGGCAAUGAAGAGACUGUCGAGGAACAGUGGGAAGAUCUAGAAAAAUGCUGGAACUUUCUCUUGGAGAAAACAACUGAUAAAGGGCAGAAACUUGAUGAGGCGAGUCGCCAACAGAGGUUCAACUCAGGCAUCCGGGAUUUCCAGUUCUGGCUUUCAGAGGCAGAGACGCUGCUGGCCCUGAAAGACCAGGCCAAGGACUUGGCUUCAGCAGGAAACCUGCUCAAGAAGCACCAGCUACUGGAAGCAGGGAUGUUGGCUCGAAAGGAUGCACUUCAGGACCUGAAUACUUUGGCUCAGGAACUUCUCUCCAGUGGAAAUUUCAACACUGACAUGAUAAAAGAGGAAACACAGAAUGUCAAUGAGCACUUUGAGAGUGUCAAAGGCUUGGCUGCUGCAUACCAUGAGAACCUGAAGGUGGACUAUGCCUUGUUCCAGUUUUUCCAGGAUCUAGAUGCUGAGGAGUCAUGGCUAGAGGAGAAGUUGUUGCGAGUGAGCUCCCAGGAUUAUGGCAAAGAUCUACAGAAUGUUCAGAACUUAUUCAAGAAGCAUAAACGCCUAGAGGGGGAGCUGGUGGCACAUGAACGUGCUGUCCAGAAUGUUCUGGAUAUGGCAGAAAGCUUGAAAGACAAGGCAGCUGAGAAACAAGAGAAGAUACAGGAGCAGAUGGCUCAGUUUGUUGAACACUGGGAUAAGCUCAAAGAGUUGGCCAAAGCUCGAGGUCUUCAACUGGAGGAGUCUCUGCAGUACCUGCAGUUCAUGGAGAGUGCAGAAGAAGAAGAAGUGUGGAUCAGAGAGAAGAAAGCUGUGGCUGACCGAGGGGAUUCUGGAGACACACCGAUUGCUACUCAGAACCUACUAAAGAAGCAUGAAGCUUUGGCUAGUGACUUUGCUGCUCAUGAGGCCCUAGUGCAAAACGUGUGUGGACAAGGAGAAGACCUCCUAAAUAAGGAGGAGGAGGAUCAGAACAAGGAGUCCAUUUCUGUUAAGAUUGAAUCUCUGAAAGAAAUGACUUCUUCUUUGGCCAAGGCAUUAGAGGAUUGGAAGGUGCAAUUGGAAGAUGAUCUUGCCUUACAGCAGUUCAACUGGGAGGCUGAUGUGGCAGAGUCCUGGAUAGAUGAGAAAGAAGCAAGUUUGAAGACCAAGGGAAAUGGUGUAGAUCUCACUGACUUUCUCACACCACUCACAAAACAGGACACGAUGAAUGCAAGUCUUCAGAGCUUCCAGCAAGAACAACUUUCUAAGAUCACUGACCUCAAGAACCACCUGGUAUCUGUUCAGCAUAGCCAGGCCAAAGCCAUUGAGGAGCGCCAUGCUGCCCUGCAGAAGCGCUGGGAGCAGCUGUGGGAAGCUGCUGAAGCCCACAGAGAGAAACUGCGGGAGAAGCAGCUACCUCGACAGCAGGCUGAGGAGCUGUUCAUGGAGUUUGCAAACAAGGCAUCAGCUUUUAACAACUGGUGUGAGAAUGCAGAGGAGGAUCUGUCAGAGCCUGUGCACUGCGUCUCCCUCAAUGAGGUCCGGCAGCUGCAGAAGGACCAUGAGGCCUUUGUGGCCUUUAUGGCUGGGCCUCAAGAAGACUUCAAACAUUUGCUAGAGCUUGACCAGAAGAUCAAGGCCUUAAAAGUCCCCUCCAGUCCUUACACCUGGCUAACGGUGGAGGUGCUGGAAAGGGUCUGGAAACACUUGUCUGAGGUCAUCCAGGAACGGGAACAAGAGCUUCAAAAGGAAGAAGAAAGGCAGGUCAAGAACUUUGAGAUGUGCCAAGAAUUUGAACAAAAUGCCAGUGCCUUCCUGCAGUGGAUCCAGGAGACCAGGUCUUAUUUUCUGGAUGGAUCUUUGCUCAAAGAAACAGGAACCCUGGAAUCCCAACUAGAGGCAAAUAAAAGGAAGCAGAAAGAGAUCCAAGCAAUGAAGCGCCAGCUAACCAAGAUUGAGGACCUAGGUGACAGCAUGGAAGAGGCUCUGAUCCUUGACAUAAAGUACAGCACCAUUGGACUGGCCCAGCAGUGGGACCAGCUCCAUGAGCUGGGAAUGCGGAUGCAGCACAACCUGGAGCAACAGAUCCAAGCCAAGGAUACAAUAGGUGUAAGUGAGGACACACUAAAGGAGUUUAGCACCACGUAUAAACAUUUUGAUGAGGAUAUGACAGGGCGUUUGACUCACCAAGAAUUCCGAUCCUGCCUGAGAGGACUCAAUUACAAUUUGCCCAUGGUAGAAGAUGAUGAACCUGAGCCCAAGUUUCAGAAGUUCUUGGAUGCUGUGGAUCCAGGGAGGAAAGGCUAUGUCUCACUGGAAGAUUAUACAUCAUUCCUGAUUGACAAAGAGUCAGAAAAUGUCAAGACCAGAGAUGACAUAGAGAGUGCUUUUCAGGCCCUGGCAGAGGGAAAACCCUACAUUACCAAAGAUGAUCUGAAGCAGGCUCUAACCCCAGAGCAAGUGGCAUUCUGUACCACCCAUAUGCAGCAGUAUGAGGACCCAAAGGUCAAAGAAAAGCUUCAGGCUAUGAUUAUGUUGGCUUCACCAAUUCUUACUUUGGUAACUGAUACACAGAUCUCGAUCAUAGAAAAUUCACCUGGUAGAAUGUAUUGGGAGAUGAAGGAGAUAGGACAGUAUGGUGUGUAA
This is a messenger RNA of Octodon degus (degu), 7105 nucleotides long. Its product is annotated as spectrin alpha chain, erythrocytic 1-like. NCBI's taxonomy places the organism in Eukaryota, Metazoa, Chordata, Mammalia, Rodentia, Octodontidae. Gene Ontology annotation, cellular component: cortical actin cytoskeleton; cell junction; cell projection. The record is from RefSeq and is a predicted model, not a curated record. Gene Ontology annotation, molecular function: actin filament binding; calcium ion binding. Gene Ontology annotation, biological process: actin cytoskeleton organization.